GUGUGUAUUAAAUGCGGGUACAAUACUGAUAUAACAUAAGACGAUAAUCAAUUAUCAAGUUAUGUUAUUUUACGUUUCAAUGUUUAGACUCGUUUCCUAUUAUAUUAUCGGUAUCAUGGAUAUAGUGGAAAUUAAAUGAUUAAUAAAAUUAACAAAAUAAGGAUGGGACAGAAGACAAAUAUACUGGAAGUAUUCAAAUCAGGAAUUACCGAAUUUGUGGAGAUAAGUGUUAAACAGCACCAUGACAAAUUACUGGCACAACUUCCAGAUGUCGAACAAAGUGGUUUUACAACAUUGGCAUCCUGCUUCGAAUGUAAUAAGUAUAACCUUAAACCAAGACAUUCUAACAAUGUAUGUCCAUCACCGAUCAGUUGCCUCUGUAAAUAUAAGCAGAGAGAUAAAAGAGCUUGUCCUAAUUACAUAUGCGAUUUUAUAUGUGAAGGAAUCAUUGAGGACCAUAUGAAAUAUUCACCAAAUUUCAAAACAACAGAUAUAAGUCAAUGGACACAGAACUACUGGGAUAUAGCAAAAUGUUACAUGGAACAUAGCUCCGACUCAGCCGAGACAACAGAUAUUUUAGACCUUCUCCAUCUUAUCACAAAUAACAGAUUUUUACUUCAAAAAAUUCUCCAAAAUACAACAGAUCUCUCCAGCGAACAACUACAAAAACAAUUGGACAAGAUAAUCAAAAAAGGUCGACGAAUCAAACAUCCAGCAACUUCAUUUACGCCUGAUGAUUUAAAACAUAUGCACUUAAUUCUAUCACAAUUGGGAGGCCAAAAUGCAUUGCGAGCAAAGGCAAAGUUAGAGGAGAUAUCACCGGAGAUCGUCAAAUCUAAAGAGUUGGAAAAAAGCUGUAAUAAAAAAAAACUCCAAGGUUUUACUUAUAAAUACUUUAAAACUGCAGAAAAUGCCUUUGUCUGCUCUGCACAAAAAAGUACCAAGGCAGAUAAUUUCGAUUCGAGAUCAUUUGACCUGUCGUUUGAACAAACACUUCUUGUCGGAGACUCAGUGAAAAGUUUUGAAGAAUGUGAAAUUUCUGAAAGCAGCGUGGUCGACUUAAUUUACGGCACUAAAAGGUAUCGUUCAAUUUUUGUUGAAGACACGGAAACAAAUCAAAAGACUUCCAAUAAAUGGAGCAAUAAAGAAUGGCUGAUCUAUAAUAUACUGAAUAUCUAUUUCAAAAGAUCUUGUAAAGAUGGUGACGUUAGAAGUGGUUCUCCUCCUUUUCCUCAAAAAGAAAAAUACACCGGGUUAAUAUUAGUAUCCGAGGCUGUGUCAAAAAGAGAAAAUAUACCUUUCGAAACAUUUAAAACCAUUGUUAAAGAUAUCUUAGAAGAAAGUGAAAGGUGCUUAGUCAUUUUGGAUUGUAGUUAUGAAUCUGAUUGUAGGAAACACUUUAAAAAGCACACUGUAAUCCAGGUGCUUGAAUCUAUCAAGUUUCGUGACCAAACUUGCGGGAAAAGACCUCUAACUUUAUACGUGAAGCCUAAUCAAGUGAAUAAACUUACUUUAAAACAUGAAGGGAUAGAAAAUGUUCUACAGAAAAGAACUGCACGUAUUAUUCAAAACAUGCUUUGCAAGUCAGUUAAAAAGGUCGGUCAAAAAAGUAUUUCGUUGACUUUUGAGCGCAUCGCCUUUGAAGAUAUUUCAACGAAAGUCAAAUUGACUUCUGUUUCCGAAAUACCAUUACUUAAACUGCAUGAGUGCGUGUUUACGCCAGAAACCGGCAACAGUGUGCGAUCUAUUGCAAUAACUUCAAACAAUACAAAUAUUUCUCAUUAUCUAGAUCAAAUAAAAGAAAUCGCCUAUCCCUUACUCCGAAAUAAUACAAAUACAGUCAGGUUCACAUCAUCAGAAAUAAUAGCUGGGAAAAAGUAUUUCUGUAUAAGUUUAAGUUCGGCGAAAAUGGAUAGCUUGGCACGAGAUUUCUUCGGAAAACCAUUGCAAAAUUGUAGCAAGGCAACUAUUCACGCAUUGCUUACUUUUGAAAUGGCAAAAAUACUGAUGUUAUCAGGAUGUGAUAUCAACGAUUACAGCCUAGCAAAUGAAGACGAUAAAUCGCUUAUUCUUAGCAGCAUCAGGUAUGGUCUUCUCAUGUCAAACUCAAAUUAUGUAAAUGUAUACCCGGCUGAAUGCCAUCUUGAAAAACAAUAUUCAAAUGAUGUUGUUUUUGUUUGUUUCAUGAAAGACAAUUUUGAUAUUGACAAAGAACGUGCAUUUGGGAAAUAUCGAGGUUUUCGAACUUUUCAAAGAAGUUAUAAUGACGUUUCAUCGGAGACUUUGACUGCAGAAUCAUCAUACGAAUCAGAUUAUUCCAUGGACGAAGAGCAGAAAAAAUGCAUUGAGGAAACUGUAGCUUCUAAUGCCGAUAAGCUAAUGGAAGAACAUAGUAAUUUAGAAAUGAUAAGUGUCAGCAUGGGAAGAAUAAAAGAUGACAAACUUUAUGUAAAUAAUAGUCCACAUAUAGUGUUGUAUGUCAGGCUUAAAUCCUUCAUUCCAAAAGGUGAAACAAUUUUCCCAACUAAGUUAAAGCAUCCCCAUAAAUCGAUCGAGUUUCCGGUGGAUGUAAGAGAGGGAUACUUUAAAGCUUUAUCAGAUACUGUUCCUGCGGCGGGAUACCAGUCUCUUCCUACUGUCAAACUCAGUAACUUGGUAAUGGGAUGUUCUAUAGGAAUUAAGGGAAACCGAGGUAGCGGUACAGUAGGGCCUUUUGUACAGAUUGAAUACGGAAACGAUGAUUCAAAAAACACAGGUACAGGUUUUUUGACAGCUUGUCACGUUUUUGGCGGUCCUUCGAGAGUCCAAGGCAUUUUAGGUACUCUAGUAGUUCAACCGUCUGAUGGAGAUGAGCUCUUUGUCAAUGUUUCUGCUCAAAGAAAGGAAUGUGACUUAACAGACGACAAAGUAUGUGGUAAAGUUGUUGCGUGUGCUUAUACGUCUGAGGUUGAUGUUGCCCUUGUGAAAAUAACUAGACGACACCCACUUAAAGGGGACUUUAUAUCCUGUGCAUACGGAGAUUAUUUAAAUGCAGAAUUGAGGAAUGAACUAAAAUACGAAGAUGGUUCUAUCUCGGAUCCAAAUGCCGCCUGUAACAAAAAGAUUUUAAAAGUUGGAAAAAGGACGUUACUCACCUCAGGAGAAUGUUCAAUACAAGCUGAUGUGGUUAAAAUAUAUGAUAUUGAUAACUUAAUCAUCACUGAUCCUCAUACGGAAAUAAGAGAGCAGGUUGUCAUGAAGAACAUGUUUCAUUUCGGCCCCUCUGAGAUCCACCCUUGGAUCCCAGAUGUUUGUGAUGCUGGUGACUCUGGCGCAGGGGUGUUUCUUGUAGAUGAAAAUGAAAAACUUUCGUGCAUUGGAAUGGCCAUAGGAAGGAUGGAAAGAAAGUGCGUUGUAACACCAAUAAAAACAAUACUUGAAAAUCUUUCGACUACCCGUCAUAAAAUCCCUAAAUACGAAAAUUUAAAAGUAACGAUGAAAAAGUUUGAUGAAUAA
This is a messenger RNA of Ruditapes philippinarum (Manila clam), 3495 nucleotides long. RefSeq lists its product as uncharacterized. The record is from RefSeq and is a predicted model, not a curated record. The coding region runs from base 136 to 3495 and encodes 1119 amino acids. The transcript is spliced from 6 exons. NCBI's taxonomy places the organism in Eukaryota, Metazoa, Mollusca, Bivalvia, Venerida, Veneridae.